GGCACAGUUAGUUUACUCCGAAGAUUCCUUAGGUUUGGAUCAAACAUGCUUUGUCUUUCAGUUCUGCUUUUUUCUGUCGCUGCUUUUGCAGCUCCAGUAGAAGACACUGUUGAGGUUGCCGAAGCUAAAGCUGCUUUCAACGCAGCCUUCGUCGCAGCAGAGGCUGGAGAACAUGCUGCUCUUGCUCCUGUCAACACUGAUGCCCAGGCUGAACAAAUCCCCAAUGCUUAUCUUGAGGAUGCCCCUGAGGUUGCUGAGGCCAGAUCUGCCUUCAUGGCUGCCUUUGAGAAUGCCGAGGCGGGCGGACUUGCUGAGAUGCAGGCUCCUGCACCCGUUCAUGAGCUUGCCGUCCCAGCUCCCCUCGUUUACAACACCCUUCCUCUAUCCUAUGCCGCCUACCCCUAUACCUAUGCUGCACACCCCAAUGUGUAUGCCUACAAUGCCUACCCCUACGCCCUAGGAGCAUAUGCCCCCUAUGCCUACGCUGGAAUCCCAGUCGCAACCGUCGCCAAGGCCGAGUAAGAAAAGUAGCAGAAGUUGAAGCACAUCGCCAAAAACCUAUCGAUUGUCGGAGAAAAAAACUAAACUUAUAUUUGUUCAUCACGCUUUCAGGAGCUUUCUAGAAAAUAAAAAGAUAUACUAAAUGUAA
This is a messenger RNA of Eurytemora carolleeae, 649 nucleotides long. RefSeq lists its product as uncharacterized. The coding region runs from base 46 to 522 and encodes 158 amino acids. Lineage: Eukaryota; Metazoa; Arthropoda; Copepoda; Calanoida; Temoridae. The transcript is spliced from 2 exons. The record is from RefSeq and is a predicted model, not a curated record.